Aspergillus melleus is the source of this 1839-nucleotide messenger RNA. RefSeq lists its product as uncharacterized. Gene Ontology annotation, biological process: GPI anchor biosynthetic process. Gene Ontology annotation, cellular component: endoplasmic reticulum. The transcript has a single exon. The record is from RefSeq and is a predicted model, not a curated record. Bases 1 to 1839 code for a protein of 612 amino acids. NCBI's taxonomy places the organism in Eukaryota, Fungi, Ascomycota, Eurotiomycetes, Eurotiales, Aspergillaceae.
AUGUUCCUUCGCCGGUUUCUUUCCCACGUGCUCUCCGGUCUCAUACCGCUGGCGAUAGCAGCCACUGUCUAUCUCUACCUCUACCCGAUUUUCCACGGUUGCGCAUUCCCUCUCCCUACAUACGACAAUGCCGAAAUCUUCCCAAGCGGCUUCCUCUCGGCCAUCCGGCAACAUGUCUCCCCGCAAGCCGAGUUCGACUCUUCCAACCCGCCAGCCAUCUUCCGACUCCUCGUACUAGCCGACCCCCAACUCGAAGGCGACAGUUCCCUCCCCAAAGCCGAAGAUAAGCUCCUGGCGCGCAUCAAAGCCCACCGAUCAGCCGUGCAAUCCGCGAUCGAGGCCACGGCGUCCCCGUCGCCUCUCCCCAGGGAUGUCGUCCGCGCUGUCCUUGCCGCGCUACGCUCUCUAGUCCGGGACGACGUGCCUCGCUCGUUGCGUGCCGCGCGCAAACGCCUCGACCUGCUCGGCAAUGACUACUACCUGGCUCAUAUCUACCGGACCCUGCAUUGGUGGACGCGUCCGACCCAUGUCACCGUGCUGGGCGACCUCAUCGGUAGCCAGUGGGUGACGGACGAGGAAUUCGACCGUCGCGGUCAUCGAUACUGGCAGAGGGUGUUUAAGGGCGGCGAACGAGUCAGCGACGCCCUUACGGGGGCUGAUACCACCGGGGACGGAAUUGCGGUCGACCCUGCGGAGACGCUGCUGAACGCUACCGACUCGCCGUGGACGCAGCGUAUCAUCAACAUCGCAGGGAACCAUGACAUUGGGUAUUCCGGGGAUGCUAGCGAAGCUCGAAUCGAGCGGUUCGAGCGCGUGUUCGGGCCUGCGAACUGGGACAUUCGAUUUCGGCAUCCGGUGCAGCAGGCGAAAGAGAAGGAGAGCCAGACCCAGGACCAGAGCCAUGACGCUCCCAUCACCCCAACGCUCCACGUAAUCAACCUGAACACAUUGACGCUCGACACGCCAGCUUUCUCUACCGACGUACAAGCCCGCAGCUACGAGUACAUAAACGAUCUGAUCACCCACCGCACGUACCCCGUCGACGACCGCGCCACGUUCACGCUACUACUCACGCACCUCCCGCUACACAAGCGCAAGGGCAUCUGCACCGACGGCCCGCAUUUCACCUUCCACGAGUCAGACGACGAGAACGGGCCCGACGACGUGCCUCGCUUCUGGGAGGGCGGGCUGCGCGAGCAGAACCAUCUCAGCGAACAUGUCAGCGCGAACGGUGUCCUUCAGGGUAUUUUCGGGAUGACGGGGGAUGAAGACGCCGCGGGGGGUGGGUUUGGUCGGAACGGUCUGAUUCUGACCGGGCAUGAUCAUACGGGUUGUGAUGUGGUUCAUUAUGUUGAUCGGACAGUCGAGGAGAAAGAAUCAUCUACAGACGCGGACGAGACAUCGGUAGACAAUGAGAACAAUGACAAUAACGAACCCCCGGCGUGGAAAUGGAACGCUCGGCGAUACCACCGCCACAACUCGUCGGACGCUCGCUCCGACUCCCCAUCCAUCCGUGAAGUCACGCUGCGUUCCAUGAUGGGCGAGUACGGCGGCAACGCGGGCCUCCUGUCCUUGUGGUUCGACGCUGACCCGGCCGUCGGGGAAUGGAAGUAUGAAAUUACCAUGUGCAUGGCCGGCGUGCAACAUGUCUGGUGGGCGGUGCAUGUGCUCGACUUGGUGGUUGUGAUUGUGGUGGUUGUGUAUCUGGCCAUGGGAGCUGUUGGGUCGCGGACUCAGACUCAGACCCUGGUCCAGAAUCAAGAUCAGAAUCAGAAGCCUGCGAGUGUGUAUGAGAAGAAGAAACAGGUUCAGGAGAAGGUGCAGAAGAACGAGUCAUGA